AUGGCCAUUCAAGGACAAGCGUUAUGCAUUUUGAUGACCGUCACCUGCGGUCUGUCGUAUCUGCUCUAUGGAUACGAUCAGGGUUUCAUGUCGGGCAUUUUGCUUGUUGACGACUACCUCAUCACUAUGGGCAACCCGUCCUCUUUCAUGCAGGGCCUGCUCUCAAGUCUGUACACCCUCGGAUGCUUCAUUGGGAGUAUAUUCAGCAUGCUCUUCAGCGAACGUCUCGGUCGCAAGAACCCCAUCUUGAUCGGCACCUCGUUUAUUCUGAUCGGUGCCACGAUUCAAACUACUUCCUAUACCCGCGCCCAAUUUCUGGUCGGCAGAAUUGUCGCCGGGUUUGGAACGGGUUUGAAUACCUCUUUGAUCCCAGUGUGGCAGGCCGAGACAUUACCUGCCCGGAAACGUGAGAAGUUUGGCGCAUUGCAAUACGUUCUAGUCUGCACAGGAGCGUCCAUCAGUUACUGGAUGAGCUACGCGCUGUCUUUCUCACGUAACGAGUCCUUUGAAUGGAGAUUUGCUGUUGCUGCACAGUGUGUCUUUGGUAUCUUGCUCCUCGCCGUUGUACCUUGGAUGCCUGAAUCUCCUCGAUGGCUGUUCAUUCAUAAUCGAGCGGAUCAGACCCUUGCUGUUAUCAUGAGAAUGCAUGGAACAACUAACACCGAAGACGAGGAAGUUCAAACGGAAAUCAGGUUGAUCAACCAAGCCAUUCAGUUGGAAGAGCGCAAUGGGGCCAGCAAGUGGAUCCAUUUAUUCAAGAACGAGAAGGAGACACAGAACCUUCGUCGGAUUCUACUCGGAUGGUGGCUCAUGUUCAUGGUAAUGUGGUCUGGUGUGUGCAGCAUCGGUUACUACAUCUCUUAUCUACUUGAACACUCUGUCGGCCUCGACCAUAACCUUUCACUUCUCCUAUCCGGAUUCAACGGACUCUGGUAUCUAUUAUCGGCAUUAAUUCCAUUCCUGGUCAUCCAUCGCAUUGGAAAGCGCUGGUGUCUUAUGAUCGGCGCAUUUGGGAUGGGGUGUUGCUUUCUCACCAUGUCUCUGACGAUUCGUUCCGGCACGAAGGCAGCCUCUGUGGUCUGCGUCAUUGCCUUCUUCUUAUACUACACGUUCUUCGCACUGGGUUUCCUGGCUGUACCGUGGCUGUAUAACGCCGAGAUUCUUCCCCUGCAUCUACGGUCCAGCGGCAACGCCAUCACAACAUCCUCGAACUGGAUUUGGAAUUUCGCGACGGUUAUGAUGACCCCAUCGGUGAUGUCCCAGCAGGGCUGGAAGGGGUAUCUGAUCUUUACGGUUUUCAAUUUCUGCUUCAUUCCAUUUAUAUACCUCUUUUAUCCCGAGACUACUGGCCGCCGGCUAGAAGAGAUUGAUGCCAUCUUCUACAAGACGGGCCCAAUUGUGGCAGGCACUGAGUGGGCAAGAAAAGGCAAGUUUGAAACCGAUCACCUGGAUCGGAUGGUGGAUGGCCUCGAAAACGGCAAGGGGGCGGCAACAAGCUACGUGGAGGAUGCGUACUAA
Messenger RNA from Penicillium canariense, 1518 nucleotides. RefSeq lists its product as uncharacterized. NCBI's taxonomy places the organism in Eukaryota, Fungi, Ascomycota, Eurotiomycetes, Eurotiales, Aspergillaceae. The record is from RefSeq and is a predicted model, not a curated record. The transcript is spliced from 4 exons. Gene Ontology annotation, cellular component: membrane. The coding region runs from base 1 to 1518 and encodes 505 amino acids. Gene Ontology annotation, biological process: carbohydrate transport; transmembrane transport. Gene Ontology annotation, molecular function: carbohydrate:proton symporter activity.